This is a messenger RNA of Vitis vinifera (wine grape), 579 nucleotides long. Its product is annotated as auxin-responsive protein SAUR62-like. Gene Ontology annotation, biological process: response to auxin. The transcript is spliced from 2 exons. The record is from RefSeq and is a predicted model, not a curated record. The coding region runs from base 1 to 579 and encodes 192 amino acids. Lineage: Eukaryota; Viridiplantae; Streptophyta; Magnoliopsida; Vitales; Vitaceae.
AUGGGUAUCUGUUUGCCCUCCAUGGUUCAAGCCAAGCAGAUUCUCAAACUACAGUCACUUCUUUCUAAAAAUCGAGCACAGGUCCCUAAAGGCCAUUUUGCAGUUUAUGUUGGGGAAGUUGACAAGAAGCGCUAUGUGGUUCCAAUAUCUUACUUGAACAAUCCUUCAUUCAGAUCCUUGCUAUGUCAGGCUGAGGAAGAAUUUGGGUACAAUCAUACAAUGGGUGGUCUCACUAUUCCAUGUGAGGAACAUGCUUUACUCGAUCUUGCUUCUCGACUACAGAAGAUCAUGGGCAUUCGUUUUCCCUCCAUGGUUCAAGCUAAGCAGAUUCUCAAACUACAGUCACUUCUUUCUAGAAAUCAGGCAGAGGUCCAUAAAGGCCAUUUUGCAGUUUAUGUUGGGGAAGUUGAGAAGAAGCGCUUUGUGGUUCCAAUAUCUUACUUGAACCAUCCUUCAUUCAGAUCCUUGCUAUAUCAGGCUGAGGAAGAAUAUCGCUUCAAGCAUCCAAUGGGCAGUCUCACAAUUCCAUGCAACGAAGAUGCUUUCAUUGAUCUCACUUCUCAAUUAAAUACAUCAUGA